GUGGAGCUUUGCUCUCGCUCAGCCUGUGCCGCUGCUGUCAGUCCCGGCUCCAGCCGCCGCCAGACCUUCCAAUAGAGCCACUGAGCAGAGCGAGCCGGGAAGGCGGAGAAGGAGGAGGAGGGGCUGACCAUUUUGCAAGUGCCUGCCUGGGACAAGGCUGCUCCAGGGUGCGCCAGGGUGCCGAGGCGUUUCACUUUGUUUUCGUUCUGGAGACCAGAGGAGGAAAAAAAAAAAACCAAACAAACCCAACCCGUAUAUAAAAAUGGGGAAAUGCUGGCUGUGAAACGGACCAGGAAUGUGUGUGCACUUGUCUGGCCGCCCGUUUAGCAGAGGAGCUGAACAGGAGCAGGACGGGUUGAAGCACACAGAGACAGAGAGUGGGAGUGUGUGUGUCUAAGACAGGGGAUCUUGCAGACGCUGGGAGAGGAGGAUGGGAACUCCCCUUCUCCUGGUUCCUUUUAAUGAUUGGAAAUAGGUAUUGAAUGGAGGAGCUGCAGUCUGCAUUUGCCUUGGAAGAUCGUCAAGAGGAGCUAACAAUUUGGCUACUUUCACCAGAGAAGGGGGUGUCCUUCGUUACGUGGUAGGAAAAAGGGAGAGAUCAGAAAUCUCAAGGGUGACUUGAAACUGUGGCAAAGCCAAAGGGAGAGAAAAAAAUCGAUCCCUUCAAAAAAUAAGGGGGUUCUAUUAAGCAUCCGUACGCAAACUUACUUCAAUGCCUUGUAGCCAGUUUAGCAAGGAAACCCCAGACCGGAGGAGUCCUACAUGUGUGAGCACCAUUAUUAAACUGGCAGACCAACCGACAGCCGCCUUCUUUUCUUACCAACAUCCUUCUGGGACUGAUCUCUCUCCUUUGGUCUAACAUCUGAUCAUAUCUGGUACAUAUUUUUCCUCCAUCUGCUGGGAUUUUAAAUAAAUAAAUAAAUACGAAUUCCUAUUAGGGCAUCUGAAAUUCAAUGGGACUGAGUAGGAGCAAGUGAAAUUUUCACAGACCGUUUACAAAAAAUAAAAAUAUAAAAAAUGUGGAUGGGAUUUGUUAGGAAGGAAAAUAACAGGUAAGAACUUUCUUUCUUUCCCGUACUUUAAUGCCCAAAGCAGAGAAAUCUAAAGCAAAAACAGCCAGGGAACAGAGACCAGUUUGCCCUUCAGUGUUUCCUCCAUCCUGCACAGAGGCUGCUUUAGGAGAGGCACGGUCCUUCAGGACAGACACAGAAAACCCUUUGAAAAAGCGGCGAGGGCUGGCUGGGGUGGAGGGUGUUUUUUCACCUGCACCAUCCCCGGUGCAGCCGGGUGGAGCUGAUACAUGAGAGAGAAGAAUACGAGUCAAUAUUCUAUUUUCUCUUUUUGUUAAGCCAAGGGAUAGGAUUUUAAUUAUUUAUAAAUCAAAACCCUCUGGGUAGACGCUACUGGAGACAGUGGGAUAGUCCUGCCUUGCACAAUAUUGGAGAGCGAUCACGUACAGUAGAAGGAUAAGAGAAGCCUCUACGAGACCCGUUUGCCUUCUGUGAUCCGGCACAGUUAAAAAAAAAUGAACAAGAACAUUGCUACACUAUUGAAUUGAUUGCUAACCCCCUACCCAUCCCCCCCUGCCCCCAACAACAACAACAACAAAAAUCAGCUGGGAUCUGCUCGCACCGGGACCUCCUCUCAUUCCAUCUUGGUGGUGGAUGCAUUUUUCAUGAGCACUAGGUGAACAGGUGCAAAGUACAUUUGGAAGAUCCAGGCACGGCCCGUUUUGUAGUGUGUGUGGUGUCUCGUAGGAGAUCAUGGAGAGCAGCGACCGGGACAUGUAUCGCCAGUUUCAGGACUGGUGUCUCAGGACUUACGGGGACUCGGGGAAAACCAAGACGGUGACCCGUAAAAAAUACGAUCGGAUCGUCCAGCUCUUGAAUGGCUCCGAAUCGAGCUCCACGGAUAAUGCCAAAUUUAAAUUCUGGGUCAAAUCUAAAGGUUUCCAGCUCGGCAAUUCGGACGAGGUCAAUGGUGCUGGUGGAAGAGGGAAGCAAGUGCUGUACGUGCCAGUCAAAACCACGGAUGGAGUAGGUGUAGAUGAGAAGCUGUCUUUAAGGCGGGUAGCUGUGGUUGAAGAUUUCUUUGACAUUAUCUAUUCCAUGCAUGUGGAAACAGGGCCUAAUGGAGAACAAAUCCGAAAGCAUGCUGGACAAAAGAGAACUUAUAAAGCAAUUUCAGAGACCUAUGCCUUCCUGCCUAGAGAAGCGGUGACACGAUUUCUAAUGAGCUGUUCAGAAUGCCAGAAAAGAAUGCAUUUAAGCCCAGAUGGAGCGGAUCAUAAAGAUAAUGGAAAACCUCCAACUUUGGUGACCAGUAUGAUUGAUUACAAUAUGCCGAUUACUAUGGCCUACAUGAAGCACAUGAAACUGCAGCUACUAAAUUCACAACAAGAUGAGGAUGAAAGUUCCAUAGAAAGUGAUGAGUUUGAUAUGAGUGACUCCACCAGGAUGUCGGCUGUGAACUCUGAUCUCAGUUCUAAUCUUGAAGAAAGAAUGCAAAGUCCUCAGAAUCUUCAGAGCCAGCAAGAUGAUGAUUCAGCUGCAGAGAGUUUUAAUGGCAAUGAGACCGUGGGGCACAGUUCCAAUGCUUCAGGUGGAAUACACUGCAGGGAGAUGGCAGAAACCAACAGUAAUGGCAAAACAGAUCUGGAGCAGGAUGAGCAGCCUCUGAACCUGAGUGACAGUCCCCUCUCUGCUCAGCUGACUUCAGAAUACAGACUAGAUGAUCACAACAGUAAUGGAAAGAACAAAUACAAGAACCUCCUAAUUUCUGAUCUCAAGAUGGAAAGAGAAGCAAGAGAAAAUGGAAGCAAGUCGCCUGCGCAUAGCUAUUCCAGCUACGACUCUGGUAAGAACGAGAGCAUAGGCAGAGGUGCUGAAGAUCUGUCUCUGAACCGAGGAGAUGAGGAUGAGGAUGACCACGAUGAACAUGAAGAUGCUGAGAAGGUUAAUGAAUCUGAUGGGGUAGAAGCUGAGCGACUGAAGGCUUUUAAUAUGUUUGUCAGGCUGUUUGUAGAUGAAAACUUGGACCGAAUGGUCCCAAUCUCUAAGCAGCCCAAAGAAAAGAUCCAGGCUAUCAUUGACUCAUGCAGGCGACAAUUCCCUGAGUAUCAAGAGCGUGCCAGAAAACGCAUACGUACUUACCUCAAGUCCUGCAGGCGGAUGAAAAGAAGUGGUUUUGAGAUGUCACGACCUAUUCCCUCACACCUUACUUCAGCAGUAGCAGAGAGUAUCCUGGCUUCAGCCUGUGAGAGUGAAAGCAGAAAUGCUGCAAAAAGAAUGCGGUUGGAUAGACAGCAGGAUGAAGCUGCUCCAGCUGACAAACAAUAUAAACAAGAGCCAGCCCAGGUCACUUAUUCAACAUCCGCUGUUUCCAGCACACAGGAGGUGUUGUACAUCAAUGGAAAUGGGACCUACAGUUACCAUAGUUACAGAGGGUUAGGAAGUGGGCUGCUAAAUCUCAGCGAUGCUUCUAGCAGUGGUCCAACAGAUCUCAGUAUGAAGAGGCAGUUAGCAACCAGCUCCGGAUCCUCCAGUAGUACAAGCUCUAGACCUCAGCUGAGUCCAACUGAAAUAAAUGCAGUGCGGCAGCUUGUUGCAGGGUAUCGAGAAUCAGCAGCAUUUUUAUUGCGUUCUGCAGAUGAACUGGAAAACCUUAUUUUGCAGCAGAACUGAGUCACAUGAGCUUUGUGCUGGCCUAGUCUUAUCUCGGAGUUUCCACUAAUGACAUUUUGAGUUCCCAGAGCAGACGCUUCAGUUACUGCAGUCUUUUUAGGAGAGUUAAUUACCAUAAUGCCACACUGUUCUUGAUCCAUAAAGUGAUGUGUUAAGGUGCUUCAAGUGAACUUUGACCGCCGAUAGUUCUGAGGUACUUUAAUGUGUCCGGCCUAUUGCUUUUUGUUUUAGUGUGUCAGCAUAAAUAUAAAAAAAGUGGCUAGAGAUUGUUAACUCGUUCUAACAAGUGGAGGAAAGAGACGAUGCUGUGGUGGUAAAAAUUGGUUCAAGAUCCAAGUGCAAUAUUAGUGGAAUGUGCUACUGACUCAUUGGACUUAAAGCUGCAGUAUAUGGCAAAACGUUGCCAAAAGUCCUGUUGCCACAGGACACAAUUGCAAUGGAAAGGAUCUUGUAUUUUCAGAAAUGUAAUUUUUAUAAAAACAAAACAGAAAAAACCUUUUGUUUUCAUUCAAAAUUUUUCAUUUUUACUUUGGUAAACUUUUUCACUGGUCCUAAAAACGUUUUGAGGAGAUAUUGUAAGUCCCCCUCUUCCUCUCCAGAACCCCCUGACUCUGCCCUUCUCCCCAACUUCAUAUUCUUUCUACAACAAGUAACUCUCAAUGCUGGAUAACCCUUCCGUUGUGUACUGUAAAUUGUCAUCUCUGGAAGAACUUCGAAAGGAAGCAUGCAUUUCCUUACAUUCAUGCCAUUCUCACCUCGAUCCUGUAAUAUAUUGCAGCAUUAUUAUCAGUUAAUAGAGAUGAGGGGUUUUUUAAAAGACAUAUCAUUUAAAAAAAAUUGGUUUCUUACAGCUAUCUCAUUUAACUCCGUGAUCGCUGCUGCUGUCUUGAACAAGUCCCUUGAGUAGCGAUUGGAUGUAGAUGAUUGAAUGUUAAGAGGUUGCAAGUGACAAUCUGAAAAUUUGCACUCCUGUGUUUAUUUAUUUAUUUAUUUAUUCCUUUAAACAAAAUACUUACAGAAAAAAGGCCAUUGACAUUUCUGGAGUGAUUUGUGUAAUGCCCACACCUAGCUGAAAACUCUACAAAAACUAUAAAUGGAUGCAGCUGCAACUUUAAUUAAACUCUUCUCUCCUCUCCCCAAUUUUUCCCAUCCCCUAUUUCUUCUUUUAUAAGGUUGAAUACACAUUAAUGGUGUUUUUUUGUGCACUAAGGCAAGCUUAUUUUUGAAUAUAUAGAGACAAGUACUUUUGUUCAUGCUUACUGUACUAUUUGUUCUGUUUAGCUUUUGUUGAAUAACAAGUUCCUUGUGCAUUCCUGAAUUUGCCUUAUUUCAUGUACAAAUUUUUAUGUAAUUCAGUUUUUGACAAUGAGUUGAAGGCAUCAGUGAUAUUUUAUAUCUACUUGUUACAUAUAGUUUUCCAAGUAAUGACUGUGAUUGUGACCCGGUAAUGUGCACUUUUUCUUGUAAUGUGGACAUUGCUAUGCUUUUUUCCCCUCUAGUGUUUCUAGAAUUACUAUUGCUUACAGUUAUGUAAAGAAAACAAAAAAGAAAAAAAGAACUUUUGUGAUACUGUUGGUGAAUAUUAAUGUGAAAAAGGCUAUGAAAUAUGAGUAUUUUGGAGGUACAUAGAUACACAAACAUCUAUCUAAGUUGUGAACUAAUGUUCACAAGUUUAAAUGAAAAUUCAAAAACUGAGGGCUGGAAUGAUUUCCUCUGUUUUGUUUGGGUAAAUAAACAGAUUUCUGUGUUUAA
Caretta caretta (loggerhead turtle) is the source of this 5435-nucleotide messenger RNA. It is a transcript of the gene NOL4, whose product is annotated as nucleolar protein 4. The record is from RefSeq and is a predicted model, not a curated record. Lineage: Eukaryota; Metazoa; Chordata; Testudines; Cheloniidae.